Messenger RNA from Zea mays, 2193 nucleotides. RefSeq lists its product as uncharacterized. Bases 1016 to 1828 code for a protein of 270 amino acids. Gene Ontology annotation, molecular function: RNA binding. NCBI's taxonomy places the organism in Eukaryota, Viridiplantae, Streptophyta, Magnoliopsida, Poales, Poaceae. The record is from RefSeq and is a predicted model, not a curated record. The transcript is spliced from 6 exons.
GGCCUAGACACGCUGUCGGGAUCAAAACAAGGCAGAAUCGGGCCCUUUCCAGGCCCAGCCAAAUUUUCGUUCACCUGGCUUCACCCACCCGCGUGCCCUCGCCGACAACUGAGCCACCGCCGCCGCCGCCCUACCCCCAGGUGCCCAGGUCGUUUCGGUCCCUUUGCCAGGUCUUCGCCGGCGACGAGCACCAGCCACCAGCCAGGGAAUAUAACUUUGACCUGUAAAAUGAGGCCAGUUUUUUGCGGGAACCUUGACUAUGAUGUUCGCAUCUCUGAGGUCGAGCGCCUUUUCGGGAAGUAUGGAAGGGUGGAACGAGUGGAUCUGAAGACAGAGAUUGUCGAUCUUCCUUCAGCCAUGCUUGGUGUUAGAAGCGACAAACAGACCAAGUUGUUCAUCCGAUGUCGAAGCCAGAGGAGUUUCAGGAAAAUCGGCUUAUGUUUAUGUUUUAUUGUUAUGUCAUUGGACGAGUGUGUAUCAGGAUAAAUUUAGAAAAAAGAAAUUUUUCCUUAAAAUUUGGUCAUGUACUCAAUUAUUUCUUUGCCGCAGGAAUAUCAUGGAGCAUAUGUGCUCUUCCUGGUUGAUGGACUGGUUCUACCUUUACUGCCUCUGCCUGAGCCCCCACCUCAUGCCUGGUCCAUCUCCAGGAGUUCACUGUCCACCACGGCAUCUGUGCACAUGGAAACGACCACCUCGUGACCGAUGUCUUACUUUUACGAUCAACACUGCAUCCUCGUACCCUGCCUGAUCACCAUUCCUUCGCCAAUCCAACCAUGCCAAUCUCAUGUCUGGCUGGAGAGUGGAGAUAAGUGGAGGUUGCACCACCAAUUCCUUGAUGUACCAUGAAUGUUUGGAUUGUUGUAUUCUGAAAUCAUUUAGUUCAACAUAUACAAGGUCUGUUCCUGUUUAUUCUAGCAUAUCUGACUGUAGAUUUGCGAGGCGGCCUUAGAAAAAUUUCCUGCAAAGGCUGCAUCUCGAUUCAUGUUGUUGCCCUUUCUGUUCCCGGGACCAUACUAUGAUUUCUUUGAACAAUCAGUCACUUCUCUUUUCACCUUGUGUUCAACAUGAAGGGUUUGCAUUCAUCUACAUGGAAGACGAACGUGACGCUGAAGAUGCUAUCAGUAGACUUGAUGGAAUUGAUUUUGGCAGAAAAGGAAGGAGAAUCAAAGUUGAGUGGACCAAGGAGGAUCGCACUGCUGAUCGAAGAGGCAACUCAAGGAGGUCUCCAACCAAUGCAAAACCGACCAAAACCUUGUUCGUGAUCAACUUUGACCCGAUCAACACGAGAAUUCGAGAUCUGGAGAGGCACUUUGAUAAAUAUGGCAGGGUCGCGAAUGUAAGGAUCAAAAAGAACUUCGCCUUUAUACAGUUUGAGGCGCAGGAGGAUGCUACUAGAGCAUUGGAGGGUGCUAAUGGGAGCCAUUUCAUGGACAGGGUCAUCUCAGUUGAGUAUGCGCUCCGUGACGACGAUGAAAAAGGUGAAAGGGCGACGAACGGAUACAGCCCAGACAGGAGAGGCCGCGAAAGAUCCCCAGGUGCAAGACGGUCUCCUAGUCCUUACGGCAGAGGUCGGGAGAGAGGUAGCCCAGACUAUGGGAGAGGCAAGGAGAGGGGCAGCCCAGACUACGGCAGGGGAGGCCGCAGCCCUGAUAAUGGCAGGGGAGGCCGCCCAGCCGGCGGUGGCGGCGGCGGCAGAGGUGAUCACGCCAGGGGAGGAGGACGACGACGCAGCCCUGACUAUUAUGACCGCGAGCGCCGAGAAGCUAGUCCUGGCUAUGACAGGCCCCCCAGCUGCUCACCUGGAACUGGGAGGGACGCGAGAGACUAGAAAAGCGCCCCAUGCCUGUGUUGUAGAAUUCAAGCAUCAAAGCCUCCCGCGUCAGAUGAAGUUAGAGUUGGUGAUGUUAGCCAGCAGGAAACUCGUUUACUUAUGUGCGUUAGCUCGUGCUGACUUUGCAAGUUAGCUUACCAUUUCCCAUUUGCGACUCCAGAAUGUAACUCGUAUGGUCUGGAAUGGUAGCUUUCAGGACUCGUUUGAACCUUUCUUGGAGUUUUUUUCUUCUUUUCCGGCUACCUUGAUUGCCCUGUGCAUGCGCUGAUGAAUCUACAGAUUGUUUCGUCUGUCAAGUGUUCCGCUGUAAUGUAAGAGACGAAAUUAUUUGUUCCUUGUUGAUGUAGUCCCUGUUUUGUGCA